GUUUGUGGGAUAGCUGCAGCACUUCCUCUCCAUUCGACUAUUCUUCGCCGUGAUAUACAGGUGUCCACUUCCGAGUGCAGAGCUGUUCACGUACGCUCAGACAACUAUCGUUUGCGUGCUUGCAUACCACUACUACAUGUCUUGUCCUAUUCAGCUCUGCACUUCACGUAUUCGGAUUACGGAGCCAAUACUAAAAAGCAAAAAUACGAGAGGAUCUAUGAAAAGAAGAUGGCCACUACUCCUGAAGCGCUUUGCAAGGGCUACGCCCCCGAAUUUGAUAAAUACCUCCAGUAUGCGCGCGACCUGCAUUUUGAGAACCCCCCCGACUACCUAUUUCUUCGAGGCUUGUUUCGAAAACUCUUCAAAUCCCACGGAUUCGCCUGGGACUAUGUCUUUGACUGGACUCUGCUGAAACAAAAGGCGAACCCAUCCAGUGUCCCUGCAGCUCUACCAAGCGUGAAUGCCCUUGCCGCUGCAAACGCUCUUGUAGCCGCCAGAGCCGCUGCUGCUGCCAAUGCUCGCCUCACUGGGGACAAUGGGGACGCCGUCCAGGGGGUUGGGAACGCAGCAGAUAGCGGCGCUUGCGACGCCACUGCGGUCGGCGCCACACUGGGCGACUCAACGCAUGCUGCGGGCACGGCUCCAGGCCACCAUGGCAAUCAGCAAUCCAUCCUUCAAGGACAUGGAGGUGGGCAAAACACAACAAAGCCGUUUGCCUCCGCGCGAGUUCUUCACACCGACAAUAUACCCGGACGUGAGGGUGAUGAACUUCCAACCGGUCCUAAUCGGGCCGGGCUGCCCGAAUGUCCGACUGCCACACCGUCUUUCGAUCUCCAUUCAACUUCCUGCUUCGACUAA
This is a messenger RNA of Protopolystoma xenopodis, 858 nucleotides long. The record is from the annotation of a GenBank genome assembly. Lineage: Eukaryota; Metazoa; Platyhelminthes; Monogenea; Polystomatidea; Polystomatidae.